Molecule: messenger RNA, 2102 nt
Organism: Gymnodraco acuticeps
Lineage: Eukaryota; Metazoa; Chordata; Actinopteri; Perciformes; Bathydraconidae
Product: nucleoporin p54-like
Biological process (GO): NLS-bearing protein import into nucleus; nuclear pore organization; protein localization to nuclear inner membrane
Cellular component (GO): nuclear pore; nuclear pore central transport channel
Molecular function (GO): structural constituent of nuclear pore
Source: RefSeq, a predicted model, not a curated record
AUGGCCUCCUCUCCUGACAGCCAUACACUCACCGAGCUCAGUAGAACCCUCCAAGUCUCCGUUCCCAGCCAAGAAAACUACAAGUCCCCUCCAGCAAAUCCAUCCCAGCUCAUCCAGCAGAGCUCAUCAUCUUCACUUGAAGCAGCACAUUCCCGAGGGGUAGAGCCGGCCAGCUCCAGCGACUCAGAGUGUAGCUCAAGAUCAGAGUGGGAAAGUGAAAGCACCAUCGAGGAGCCGCCUCCACCCCCUGUGAGCAUCUCUGUUAAAACCGAGCACUCUCUAUAUUCAUGUGAAGGCACGUCCGGGUUUUCAUUUGGUGCCAAAACUACAGCACCAACUGCAACAUUUGGCUUUGGCUCAGCAGCCGCCGCCGCCGCCUCAUUCGGAUUUGGCAGUAAGUCCAUAGAUCCGAUGGUCACUAAAGAGGCUCUUACAGCUCCUGGUUUUGGGGCAGCCCCCACCGCUGCUGCUGCACCAGCCACAGGAUUCAGUUUUGGCUCCACCAACACUGGAUUUGGGGGGCUGGGAGCUGGAAACACCACGGCUGGUACGUUUGGUGGCUUUGGGGCAGCUGCAGCAACUGCACCUGCACCAGGAUCCACUUUUAGCUUUAGUACUCCUGCCAACACCACAGGAGGCCUGUUUGGUAACACACAGAACAAAGGUUUUGGGUUCUCCUCUGGGCUUGGUACCGCGGCUCCUGCUGGGGCAACAGGAUUUGAAACUGGAUUAGGAACAACAACCCUGGGAGGGUUUGGCGGUUUUAAUAUCCAGCCCACUCAGCAGCAGACAGGAGGCUUGUUCGGUCAGCCGGCCCAGCAGCAGGCCCAGCAGCAGGCUCAGGCUCAGACCACCCAGCUGUAUCAGCAGGUCACUGCUCUGUCAGCCCCCACCUUGUUAGGAGACGAACGUGACACCAUCUUAGCCAAAUGGAACCAGUUACAGGCUUACUGGGGAACUGGGAAGGGAUACUACAGCAACAACAACCAACCUGUCGACUUCACACAGGAGAACCCAUUCUGCAGGUUCAAGGCGGUGGGCUAUAGCUGUGUCCCAGUGAGUAAGGAUGAGGACGGUUUAGUGGCCUUACUUCUCAAUAAAAAGGAAGCUGAUGUGCGAGCGCAGCAGCAGCAGCUGGUGGAGACUCUUCACAAAGUCCUGGGAAGCAACACUGUCAAUGUGGAUGGUGUCAAAGCCCUGCCCAAUGACCAGACUGAGGUGAUCAUUUACGUGGUGGAGCGUUCUCCUAAUGGCACCUCCAAGCGGAUCCCUGCCACCACACUCUUCAGUUAUCUGGAGCAGGGCAACAUCAAGGCCCAGCUCGCAUCGAUCGGAGUGGCCAUGUCGGGGACGUGCACAGAGCUGUCUCCAGCUCAGCUCAAACAGCUGCUGCAGAAUGCACCUGCAGGAGUGGACCCCAUCAUUUGGGAGCAGGCUAAGGUGGACAACCCUGAGCCAGACAAACUAAUACCAGUGCCCAUGGUGGGUUUCAAGGAGCUCCUUCGCAGGCUGCAGUUCCAGGAGCAGAUGACCAAACAGCACCAGACCAGAGUGGAUAUUAUUUCCGGUGACAUUAGUGAACUGCAGAAGAACCAGGCGACAACAGUGGCCAAGAUUGCGCAGUACAAGAGGAAGCUGAUGGAUCUCUCUCACAGGGUGCUGCAGGUGCUGAUCAAACAGGAGAUCCAGAGAAAAAGUGGCUAUGCUAUCCAAGUGGACGAGGAGCAUCUCAGAGUUCAACUGGAUACCAUUCAGUCUGAGCUGAAUGCGCCCAGCAGUUCAAGGGUCGGUUGAAUGAAUUAAUGUCUCAGAUCAGGAUGCAGAAUCACUUUGGAGCUGUGAGAUCAGAAGAGCGAUACAGUGUUGAUGCAGACCUCCUCAGGGAAAUCAAACAACACUUAAAGCAGCAGCAGGACGGGUUGAGUCAUUUGAUCAGUGUCAUCAAAGAUGACUUGGAGGACAUUAAACUCAUAGAGCACGGCCUGAGUGACAGUGGACACAUGAGAGGAAGCAUCCUGAGCUGAGUCUACCCUGCCAACACACUCAUACACAUGCCCUGACUCAAAAUAAAUCCUAUAAAAAGCUGUCCUGCCUUUCAUCAA